Molecule: messenger RNA, 2618 nt
Organism: Stylophora pistillata
Lineage: Eukaryota; Metazoa; Cnidaria; Anthozoa; Scleractinia; Pocilloporidae
Source: RefSeq, a predicted model, not a curated record
AUUCAUAGCAUCACUGACACCUCCAAAAGAUAGCAGACCCCUGGAUGCUGAGGGCUCCACAUUUCUAUGCAAGAAAUGCCACAAACAUUUAAGGUCUGAGUGGGAAGAGUUUGAACAAAGUAAAAAACCUCAAGGUGAACGUUCUUAUGCAGUAAAACUAAAUCCAGUAAUCACAGAGGAUCUAGAGAUUUUUGCAGUUUGUUUUCUGUGUGGUCUAAAUGUUAAUUCAUCAGUUCAUUUUAAGCUGUAUUCCUACCCACACAGUGGUAAGGAUGUCCACGAUGGAGGCCCCUUCUUCCCUUUCUUGUCAUCUCGAGAACCUGCUAUGAAUGCUCAACCUUUAGAUGAUGAAGGAACUGCUCUUACAUGUCAGAUUUGUUAUCAUAACCUUAUGAUGCAAUGGAGUGCUUAUGAAAGUUCUGACAUUCCUGAAGAAUCCAACAGGUGGCUACGAAAGUAUUUGGUAUCAACCAUAAACUGUUAUCUGUGUUGCAAACAAGUUUCAAGGUUUGCAUCUGGGGCUGUAAAUAAACAGGUGAUAUCAUUUCCCUCCAAUCACCAGCCACCAAAAAAUGGAAUUGUGGUUAAUAAUGGCAGAGAUGUUGUCUUGUGCAACAAAUGUCAGCGAGAAGUUCAAAGAGACCUGGAGGCAAUGGAUGAUUGUAAUGGUGUAACAAGCAGGCUUGUGUGGGAAUGGGAUAAUCAAGAUGCAGACAAGAAUCCUCUGGAGAGUGAAGUCAAAGGCCAGAAAUCCAGCCAGGGACGUGUUAUAGUCAUUGACUCCAGCGAGGAUAGUGAAGGUGAUGGUAGCUCGUCCCAGCUGCAAAACAAGAAAGUGAAAUUGGGCUCUAUUAGUUCAAAUGCGUCCCCCAUGCACUAUACAACAUCUCUGUCACCUGGAUUGCAACCUGCCGUACACAAUAAAGAUUCUACUCCCGCAACAACUGACUCGUCAAUGUCAGGAGGUCAAGCCAGUUUUGCAGCAGCACUACGAAAACUAGCAAAACAAGCAAAACCAGUUCCCCCAUCAGCCUCUUCUCCUACUCCAUCUGACAGCAGCUCUCAUUCCGUUUCACCAAGUGUCUCUGCUAUCAGCACAAAAAGUGCAGGCAUGUCUCCAUCAAGAACUUCGCCGCCAUCAGGACAGUCAGAAAUUAAUGCAAAAGACAAAGGAGGUGGCCAUCAGAGUCCAGGAGUAAUUGGUGUGCACACACCCCCUGUUCAGUCUGCCCCUGUUGUGGAUCCAGAUCACAGAAAUCACCGAGCAGGUGAGCAAACACGUGAGCCAAACAGGGGUCCCCACAGACCAGAAGUCAGCCACCCUCGCAUGAGCCGUGAAGUGAUGCCAGGUGUCUUCUCUACAGUUCCCAGAGGUCAUUCAGAGGUACCCAUGUUGUCAGAGCACUACCCUGGCCCUGAACCUCCUCCUCAUGCUCCUGUAGCCUUUUACCCUGCUUAUGGAGCUAAGCCAGAAUUGCCAAUAUAUGUCCCAAGAGGGUCCCAUCCACCUGGUCCCCCUCCUUUGUUGGCCUCUAAACGAGAUGGUCCAGAAGCCCAUAUGUUGCCAGCAUUUUAUCCAACACCUUACCCUCCAACGGUUUUAGAUCCCCAUGAUGUUCGUUUUAGCACCUGGAGGCAGCAACGAGCUGCAGAACAUUUACGUCAACAGCAUGAGCGUCAUUCUAUUUUGCCAGAUGGUUCAGUGCUUAUAGAACCUUACGACCUUCCUAUUGCUCAUCCUGGUGACGCAGCACGGCAUUUACCGCCGAGUAAUGUAGAUCCAUUUGUUCGGAAGAACUCACCACAUUUAAGGCCAGGGGACAAUCCCGAGUCUCGUGAAACCAGGAAGCAGGAAUCUGUUGAGUCUGCAAAGAAAGGCAAAGAAAAUGAAAGUGGCCCAGGAGAGCCAAAAAGAAGUUCUGCAGAAGCAUCUCUGCAGCGGGGGCUCUACCAGGAACACAAACCAGGAUCCUGCCCUGUUCAUGGGCAUGGCACCCCUGGCGGAGCACCAACAUCAAGUUCAUCUGAGCCACCUAGAAGUCAUGCACUUCAUGUUCGAGGUGACCCUAUGAUGGUUUCCAAGAUGACACGACCUGGUGAAUACAAAAGGAUGUUUCUCCCAGCACAUGAAGUGCCUGUUCUUCAUCCAUACAUGGUGCACCCCCCUAGAGAUGCUCCUUACCCCCUCCACCCCUUGGAUGAGAGGCAUGUUGAAUUUGUCAGAGAACGGGAAAGGCAGGAGUUCUUAUUGCAUGAACGGCUGAUGUUGGAGCAGAAAGACAACCUCCGUGCACCUGGAGAGGACUGGCCAAGACAUCACCUACCACAAGAAAAACCUGGAGGUUUAGGUGUUAUGCGCUAUCCACAACCACAUCACCAACAGCGCUUAGACACCAGCAAGAGCCCCCUUUUAGUUGACCCUCACAAAGGGGACCCAUCUUUGGCUCGCAUGGCAACCAGUAGGGAGGCAGAUCACCUGUACCGUGGCUUUCCUUUCCAUCCUUUUCACCAUCCACCUCCAGAUGGAAAAGGAUUUGGUGAUCGUUAUGGAAAUGAACUUGACCUUAGACAUCUUCAGCCUGAUAAUGGGUGAAGAAGAUCUUCUGUUGGUCCAUCAG